AUUCCAAGAAGGCUAUUAUAUGGUUUACAUUAAAUAAUUACAAAAAAUAGCUAGAAUAGGAAGGCAUAAAAUAUCUUAAAUAUAAAAAACAGAUGUAUUAACUCUUUAUCAUGGAAUAAAAUAAAAAGACGAAGAGGAAUGUUACAAACUUCUUUUAGGCUACGAUUUAUCCGAAUGUUUUUAUUUAAGUUGUACAUAUGAUUUAACGAAUAGCUUAAAUUAAAAUGUAUUAAAAAAUGCCAAAAACUUAAAUAAGAAAAAUGAAGGAGGAUUAUACAGAUUAUUUUCGAGUUAAAAAAACAUCGAAAACUUUGCAGAAAUAUUCAUGUGGAAUUAUUAUGCUUGUUCAGAAUUUAAUAAAACCAUUUAAGAUAAAAAAUGGAUAUAACCUAUAUUACAUGGAUAUAUUGAAUAAAUAGUAAUUAAAACAACAUAUAAAUAAUUUAGUACAACAAUAAUUUCUAGAAGAUGCAGACAUCAUGCAGGUACAAGAUUCCUUAAAAGAGGGAUGAAUGAAGAAGGUUUUUCCGCUAAUUUUGUUGAAACUGAAUAAAUAUUAAUUGACUUAGAAUCUUCUUAUAAAAAGCCUUCUUGCUCGUCUUUUAUUUAAGUAAGAGGUUCUGUUCCUUUAUAUUGGUUUUAAAAUCCUUUAUUUACAAAAAUAAAGCCUCCAAUAAUAUGUUUUAUAUAUUUAUAUAUAAUAAAUAAAAAAAUAAAAAUUAGUAAAUAGUUAAGAUCAUUUUUUUGCUGCCACAAAAAAAAUUUUGGAGAUUUAUUUUCUCGAUAUGGAGAAAAAAUAUACUGUAUGGACUUAGUGAAAUCCUUCGAAACCAGUACAAAGAAUAAUUAUUGGCAAAAGAAUACGAACAU
Molecule: messenger RNA, 870 nt
Organism: Ichthyophthirius multifiliis
Lineage: Eukaryota; Ciliophora; Oligohymenophorea; Hymenostomatida
Product: polyphosphoinositide phosphatase, putative
Exons: 4
Biological process (GO): phosphatidylinositol dephosphorylation
Cellular component (GO): intracellular membrane-bounded organelle
Molecular function (GO): phosphatidylinositol-3,5-bisphosphate 5-phosphatase activity
Source: RefSeq, a predicted model, not a curated record